Trichobilharzia regenti is the source of this 1515-nucleotide messenger RNA. The record is from the annotation of a GenBank genome assembly. NCBI's taxonomy places the organism in Eukaryota, Metazoa, Platyhelminthes, Trematoda, Strigeidida, Schistosomatidae.
UUUCAAAUGUGUACGGUACAGAUCUCCGGAAAGACACGUGCGGUUGUUACCUGAGUAUUUUGUCGCUAUGACCGUCAAUGAUCCAGAUCACUGUUUUGUAUACAUAAGUAUCUGCGGAGUUUCGCAACUGCAAGCUUCUUUAAAUAUUUAUCCAAAUGGAUCUUGUUUACAAGCUGAACAAAAGCUGUGGGACAUCCUGUAUUUCACGAAAGAUUCUCCAACCUCUGACGUAUUCCUUCAUGGAUUAAUUUCAAAAAUUGCCCUAUUUCGUCAUUGUUUAAAUGUUAUUGGUUCUGAACGUUUGUUCCUGGCAAUCGAUAAACGACCAACUAGUCAUCCUCUGAUUACUGUCAGCAAUCAUCAUUCAUGUCUUGAUGAUUUCUUCCUAAAUGGCUCUUUGUUACCAUUAAAAUACUUUGCUAAUGUCGCAGUAUGUCGUUGGUGCUUGACAGCUGUAGAUAUAUGUUUCACAUCAUGGUGGCAUAAUCAAUUUUUCUUCUGGUUCAAAGGAGUCCCUGUAUGGCGAAGAGUUCAUGAUCCGUUAUCUGGUAAGAUAACACAUUUCGGUGGUGGAGUAUAUCAGCCUAGUAUGGAUUUCUGUAUAGAUUUAUUGAAUUCUGGUCAAUGGAUUCAUGUAUUUCCUCAGGGUAGAAUCGUCCAACCACAUGAACGUAAUUCAGAACAAAAUAUCCGCUUACGUUGGGGAAUUGGACGAUUAAUAGCAGAAUCAAAAGAAGAUCCUAUUAUAAUUCCAAUAUGGCAUUGCGGUUUGGAUGAACUUAAUCCAUCUGAAGUACCAAAUACUUCUGUUACUCUAAGACGUAUAUUCGGCAAAUCGCGCCGUGUAACUAUCGGUAUCGGUCAACCGAUUAAUGUGUGUGAUUUACGUCAACAACUAAGGCAUAAUCUUCGUCAGUAUGAAACAUCCUCAGAAUUUCGUUCUAGCAUACACAGUACAUUUACUCAAGUUGUUCAAAAUCAAAUGUAUAAACUCAAAGAAGAAACGGAAUAUGAACAUCGAAAAUUUUCCUCAACGUCAUAGCUAUAUGUAUAUAUCUAUAUAUUUUGUAGUACAUAUUUUAUUUUUUACAAAUAGUUUCUUUAUUUUGUACUUUUAUUUACCUAAUUUCUGUAGCAAUUAUUGAGCUCAUAAAUUGAUUACUCAGGAAUGAUCACACUUUUUUUUCUUUUUUCAUUGUUAGUGGAAACUUUAUGGUUACCGACCGAUAAGUACAGUAAAACAAGAUAUUGAUUGGCAUUGAGUCAUACCUUAUAUUGCGAUGACUAGUAGAGUAUUAAUGAUAUAAGUAUAAAACUUGGGCACUGUGGUAGAGUAUAACUCCAUUAUGAAUAAAUUUUUGGUUUGAUAGAAUCACAUAGUGUUAUACAGUAAUAUUUAUUGAUGGCGCUUUGACCACAAAUUAUUACUGCUCAUAAUCAUAUCAAGGCUCUACUCACACAACUUUCUUGCUUCACUUAUAUACACGAGUAAAAAUUGAUGAUUAGACAGUUGAA